Messenger RNA from Candoia aspera, 5085 nucleotides. It is a transcript of the gene SFT2D3, whose product is annotated as SFT2 domain containing 3. Gene Ontology annotation, biological process: vesicle-mediated transport. The record is from RefSeq and is a predicted model, not a curated record. NCBI's taxonomy places the organism in Eukaryota, Metazoa, Chordata, Lepidosauria, Squamata, Candoiidae. Gene Ontology annotation, cellular component: membrane. The transcript has a single exon. Bases 224 to 865 code for a protein of 213 amino acids.
CCUGCGCAACCUCGUUCUCCGCCCAUCUGAAGCCUGGACGCGCGCGCGUGCUGCCUGAACGGGGUCACGUGCCUCCCAAAGAGGCUGGUGCCAGCUUUUUUAAAGAGACCAGCGGAGGGUUGCGCGUCCCGCCGCAACAGAAACACCGAGCCGGAGAGUAGCGUUGUUGCUCAUCUACUUCUGCCCUCGCCUCCCGCCUCUUCCCGAAAGACUCCUCGCCAAGAUGGCAGAUCUGAACCGGCAGCUGCAAGAAUACUUAGCCCAGUCUAAGGGCGGCGGUAGCUCGACGGCUUUGUCAGUGCCUCAGACCCCUCCGCAGGACGAGGCAGAAGAAACUGGGUCGGGCUUGGGGGUCUGGCUGCGCCGCAUGAACCCUUUCCCCGCGACAGGAGCGUGGUCGUGGGCGGCGGACCCGGAGCCGGAUCCGUGGCUCCCGACAGGGGUGUCCCGUUGGCAGCGACUGGUGGGGAGUGCGCUGUGCCUGCUGCUGGCUGCUCUCUGUUUCGGCCUCGCCGCGCUUUAUGGGUCGCUCCUGCUGCUGCGGAAGUUUGCGCUGCUCUGGUCCUUGGGCUCGGCCUUUGCGUUGGGAGCCGCCGGCUUCUUGCGGGGCCCGAGUCGCUUCCUGGGCGACCCCGACCGGCGCGGCCUGGCCAUCCUUUAUUUGGGCUCCGUGGGCGGAACUCUCUACGCUGCUCUCGGACUCCGAAGUACGCUGCUCACCGUGCUGGGAGCCGUGGUCCAGCUGGGAGCCGGAGGAGCCUACUUGUUUUCCUCGUUGCCUGGCGGGGCUGCUGGGUUGCGCUAUGUCAGCAGCUUCCUGGGCAGCUUCGUGCGACGAAGCGUCUCUAAAGCACUUCCAGUGUGAGUUGAUCUGUCGUCGAAAGUCCACCUCCUGGACUUGGGAAGACCGCUCCGGAAGAAGACACCAGGGCUGCUUUUCAAAGCAAUGUGCAGAGCAGGAUAUGUAGGCUGAAUCCCAGAAAUCGUGGAAUAGAACAUUUCUUCUGCUACUACUUGGUGAAUUCCAGGAGACAAAAGACAAGGGGAUAAUUCAGUUGCCUCACUGUGGCUGUCUUACUGCUGAGCAGUAGUAGUAAAACAAAGGUUGUGACUUAAAACUGAACUACCUACACUGGAAGGUAGAAGUAGCCAAAGGAGAAUGCCUGUUUUUGCAGGCUCCACCUGUUCCUCUAGCCAUUGUACAAACAUGCCCCACUAACCAUUUUUAAAAUUUACAGCCUCAUGAUUUCUCUCAUCCUCAGACCAUAGGAGAGGCAGCGUAAUGUUUCAUUUACCUAUUCCAGUUAUACAGUGUCUUCUGACACAAUUUUGGGUGGAUGUGAUUAGGAUGCUUUGUCAACCAUCUUAAUUGAUGGUGUUGUUGCAUUGGGAUUUGUCCAGCUGCUAUUGGCCUUUGGGCUGCUGUGAUUACAACUUCUCCCCUCUGGUCAGUGGCACUGCCCUAAGUGGCCAUUUUGGCCUGGGCUGCAGAACAGACCUGCAUUAGUUGAGAUCGGAGCUGAACAUAAAAGUGUACAUUGCCCUAUAGUUCUGUUCCUUUAGAAUAAUAUCUGAAUGUAUUAGCAUGUAAAGCCAUACACAUGAACAGAUUUUCUGUACAUGUUCUGGAAUCCCUCGGCUGAAUCUCUCAGUUUUGCUCUUUGUUGAUCAUUCCCUCCUGCUGCUCCUCUGCACUUUUUAGCUCCAUUCACCAGGGAGUGUUCCUGACAAUGCUUCUGCACCUUCCUGAACAGCCCUUUUGAAAAAAAAAACAACUACUACUAAACUUGUAUCCACAUAAUAGCCUGGCUGGCAGUGCGUAGAAGAGAAGAGGGCAACUCUUAACUGUCUCAUGGUCUUGCUGUCUGUCACUUUCUUACCUUGCUGUGUUUCUUGUUUCUCUCUCUUAGGUCUCCCUCCCUCUUCACAUCUUUCAGAGUGGUAGACCCACGGUCAGAAGUAAGCCGACGGACUGGUCAGAGGUACAAAGCAUCUUGGCUGGUGCCUGUGACCUGUCCCUUGGGCAACUUGAAAGAUACCCCAAACCUUUGUCCCAGGCACCCAUCUUAUCUGCAUGGUGGGAGAGGGUUGCCCAGUUAAGCAAGAGAGGAGAGUUUUCCGACUGAGCAGCCUCUGAGCCCUUUAAAUCAGCUGCCAGCCCAACAUCAGUGGGAGAGGCCUGCCCUGUACAGGGCUCUCCUCUCUUGCUUUCCUGAGCAGCCCCCUCCUACCUUACAGCUAGGUCUGGAUCUAGCUAUCUGAAAAAUUUGCCCCCAGCCCAAAUUAGGGCAAGAGAUUGGUGUCUUUUUCUGUUGGGAAGUGAGGAGGAGAAAUGAAGCCCGAGGAAUCCACUAAUUAUUGUCCUUAAAUUGUCCUGCAUUAAAAGUGUAAGAACACAAGGUUUGCCUUGUUACUAAAGAAUAGGGCUCAACAUUAAUGGAAGCAUAACUACAGCAGCAUUACUUUUGUGCCAGCUCAUGGACUGGAAGAAAGGACUUUUAGUGCAGCCACAAGAAUGAAACUAAUGUCUGACUCCAAAGGUUGAAGGAAAGAAGAAAUGCUGGGCAAACUGUCAUUAAUGAUGGAGUGAUGUUUGAAAGGACUAAAAAUGUGUGUCUGCCUUACUAUAUGCUGCUUAGCUGUUUUCUCAGUAUCUGGCAGUAACUUUUGUUUUUAAUCAUCUAGCUCAUUACACUAACUGGUGUAUGUGGCAGUGGAUUUUGCACUGUAUUUGCUGGGUAAUAGUAAGCUGACCUCAAGUUUGGUCCUUUGAAAAAAAUUCUUUAAAAAUGCAUAGACCAAUGGUCAGUUUGUGUGUCUCUUCAGCCUUUUAAGAGGAACUUGGGUCUCCAACAUUGCAUAAAACCCUUGCAUUCUGGAAUUAUUACUCUGUAAAUGUAUAUUUAUCAAGAUUAGUUUUAUCAAAUUCUUGCCUAAGCAGAAUUUGUAAAGGGUCCAGUAAACUCUUAACAGACUUCAGUUUAGUGGACUUUUAAUUUAAAGGGCAAAAUCUAGAUCCUGAGAGUUGCUGUAGUUGGUAUCCUGUGGUACUUUGCUUGCCUCUGAAGGCUUCUUCUCUGGCUCUUGGAUUGGCCCAGUCAUAAGGCUGGGCAAUUGUUCUGGCUCUGGUGCUCCCGGGCUCCAAUCCUCAGCCUCCACAUGGCCCCUCAGCUGCAGCUUCUCUUUGAUGUGCCAAUUAGCUGGGCUUGUGUUUGCCAGAGUCUCAGGCUAUUGUUAGAAUGCCUAUGGCUUUCAUUGCUUUUUGCUCCUUGGUUGCAGCUAACAUUCUUUGCGGGAGGGACAUGUUCUUGGCCCUCAAGAUGGAACCAAGGGAAAAGCCACAAGUAUGUUUUUGGAUUCACAAAAAUCCCACUCCUUUUUCUCUUAGUUAGUUAGUUUCUCUUAAUUAGUUCAUUAAGCAGAAGUUUUACUGUACAGAACAUGUCUGACAGUGUUCAAAAUUGUAUGACUACAUGAGUGCUAAAAUAUACUUCAAUCUGAAUUCACAGUCGUUAAUAUAUAGGUUAAUUCUGCCGGAAUGGGUUAUGAAGUUAUUGGGAUUUGAGGAAAUGAUUUGAAAAAUCUGGAUAAGUUAUUCCCAUAACUUAAUUCCUUUGAGGAUUGGAAUUGCCCUGACGAUUAAAACUGUCAUGAUUUAAGUGUACAUGAAACCUUCCAUUAUGUCUGUGUGUUGCUUUGAACAGCUUUGGCUCCUAAUACUUAAUGUAUGGCAUAAUGAAUUAUUAUGCCAUACAUUAAGUAUGCCAUACAUUAAUUAUUAUGCAGUAUUAUCUAGACGGUUUAGUGUAUCAAGAAGCUGCUUCUACCACAAAGCAAAACAGGUUGAUCUGUGAUAUUUUCUGCAAAACUACAUUCAUUUCAUAGUACAACUACAUCUAUAAACUACAUAAAUUCAGAGUUGGUGUCAUAAUUUUGCUCUGCAAGUAUAGUUUAUUUCUCUUAAAAUUGUAGCCUGUAAAGCAGUCUUAUAACUUUUAAGUGUUGUAUUCUCUAAAGUCAAAAGCAUUAAAUCUAGGGAAAUGGGUUUAAAUAUUAAACUCAUAUGCUUAACAAAUUAGCAAAUUCUAGAAGGUAAUUUAUAACAGGUUAAACAUAUGCACAUAACUAUGUCCAAGUGUAUAUUAUUGCAUAAGGAAGGUCUUAUAGUAGUUUUACUAAUGAAGGGAACAACUUGUAAGCAAAUGCUUAUAUUUAAGUGGAUACUUUGACUACUUGCACAGAAAAUCUACAGUAGAGCCCCAUCUUAGACAAUUCACUCAAAACCAAGUCUUGCUGAUUCUAGUGGCACUUCCAAAUUAGUGCAUUAAGAAUGGAUCUUGGUAGUGAGCUGCAGAAUAAUGAAAUGGUAAUUUUUAAUUUAAAUUGGCAUUUUUGAGUCAUAGUGAUUUGUGAAGCAUAUGUCAUGUAAUGCAAUAGAAAAUAGUUGUGAAUCAAAAAGUUGCUAAAUAAUUAAAUGGAUUUUCAUGCAAUCAUUUAAAAGAUUAUUUAAAAUAGUCUCAGAGGAGUACAAUAAAAUAAACACUGCAAUCCUUUCUCUAUUUACAACUUCAAUGGGACUUAUUCCCAAGAAGGUGAAUUAUCGGACUGCAAACCAAGUGUAUUUUUACUACAUAGACUAGCCUACAAACUUGGAGUAUGUUAUUCUAUUCCAGCUUUUCUCAACCUUUUUAUCCUGAAAGAACCCUUGAAAUGAUUUUCAGGUCUCAAGGAACCUCUGCAUAAAAAUUGUAAAAUAUACAAAAACAUAAUAUAAUUCACUUCUAACCUGCACAAUCCACAUUUUACAACCUUUACAAGAACAGCAAACUGGCAGGUCAGCAGCUGAGUCAUGUGUAAAAAUUCCCAUUACUGUGAGCUCUAGCAUUGUGUGGUAUGCAAGGUUAAAAAAAAAAGUUUGGUUUUUUUUUCAGUCGCAGUCUCUCACAGAACCCCUAGCAACUUCUCAUGGAACCUUAGGGUUCCAUGGAACUCCAGUUCAGAAAGACUGUUCUAUUCCAUGAUAUAAUGUGGCAUUUGGGGGAACAAUAUUUUCAAAAAAUCUUUAAUAAAAUGUCUGAAAUGCGA